GAGAAAAAAAUGGUACGACAAAUGCGCUAACAGCAGGAAUGCAAUUUUGGAUGGAUACGAAUGCAUAUGCAAGUCGAACUGAGCAUUCACCAAUUAAAAAUGUCCAAUUAGGUUGUAUGGAUGUUGUCACAUCACAAGAGCAUAACAAUUUUGAGGAUACAAUUGAAGGAUUAAUUUUUAUUAAUAUAAAUGAAACGGAACAAUAUCCAAUUCGAUAUAUUAUCCAAUGGAAGCAAAGAACAUACGAUGGUAGUAUAACAGGAGAAAAUGGUUGGAUUACGGCAUCGAUUGAAUCAGAGCCAAUAAUUAAAGUUGAAGGUAUGAUACCGAUAAUGCAAUAUAGGUUUAUGGUAACUGCUGUUGGUCCUGGUGGACGUUUGGGUGGUCCAAUAAUGAGCAAUUGGGCGCAAACAUUAACAAUUGAUGAAAAAUUACAUGUACCAGUUGGACCAAUGAUGAUAACAACACAAUACAAUAAUGAGGAUGGUUUAUGCGCACUGAUAAAAUGGUACCAUUCACCAUAUCAACGUGAACCAUCAUCGGACAUUUCCGAUGAUAGGCGAGCAAUGUUUGGUAACUGUCAUUACAGUAUUACCAUACUUAAUGAAACUUCACGAGAAACUGUAUUAUUUACAUUGGAUAAUGGCAAUGGUAUUUUAUUAUCAAAUUUGCAAUUCUCAACUGAAUAUUCUGUAGCAAUUCGGUCGAUUUCAUCAGCAAUGACAGUAAAUUCAUUAUUGUUGCAUCAAAAGAAUAUGUCAACUGCAGGUGACACAAAUGGAAUACUAGAACAGAAAUUUUUAACACCAGCAUGUAACGAAGUAUUUGGUUCAGGAAGUCUUGAAUGUGCCCCUGAACCAGUUAAAAAUUUGGAAGCAAUGGUAAAUUCAAAUGGUUCAGUGAAUAUUAAAUGGAUACCAUCAAGUGAACCAAAUACUGUUUUAGUUUAUCAAUUACUUUAUCAAUCAUUAACAAAUCAUUAUGAUUGUGAUAAAGAUUCUUCUAGCAUUUAUAUUAAUGCGGGUUCAACAACUGCAACAAUACAAUUACAUGGUCGAACACAUUGCGAAUAUUCGAUCAAAUUAAUUAAUUAUGAUCUAAUUGGACGUGAAGCUAGUACCGAAAUAAUCAUUUGGUAUCGACCAGAUAUUCAUGUAUUUAAUUCCAAUCUAAUUUAUACUUAUCCUAUAUUAAUACUAAUGUCUAUUAUUAGUUUAUUAAAAUGUUGCAUAUGUUUAUGUUGUCCCACUACCACAAAUAAUCGUUCAAUCAUUUUAUCAGGUUGUAACAAAAAAGAUACUGUAACAAUUUUAUGA
Molecule: messenger RNA, 1316 nt
Organism: Loa loa (African eye worm)
Lineage: Eukaryota; Metazoa; Nematoda; Chromadorea; Rhabditida; Onchocercidae
Exons: 7
Coding region: 39-1316 (425 amino acids)
Molecular function (GO): protein binding
Source: RefSeq, a predicted model, not a curated record